AUGAAGCUGCAGAACAACAUCUCGUAUCAGAUGGCAGACAUACAUCGGCUAAAGGAACAACUGGCAGAGUUGCGGCAGGAGUUCAUCCGGCAGGAAGAUCAGCUGCACGAGUACAAGAAGAACAACACGUACCUGACAAGGAGGCUGGAGUAUGACAGCCUGCAGUGUGGGCAGCAGAUCAAGGAAAUGAGACUGCAGCAUGAAGAGAAUAUCAAGAAAUUAAUGGACCAAAUUGCUCGGGAACAAAAGGCCACACAAAAAGUUCAGUCUAGUAAAGACACUGCAGUCAGCCCCAGCAAUGGUGACCAGGCAAUCCCUGAGACCGUUGCAGAGGUGGAAGAUAAAGACAUUGUGAAGAAUGAGGAGCCUUCAGAACAUGUUGCAAAUGGCAAAGAGAAAAUCAAACCAGGAGGAGAUGCAGGCAUGCCUGAAAUAGAAGAUAAUGACCCUGCUAAAGCUGAAGAUACUCCCACUGCUUUAAAGAGGCCACUUAUUUCAGCUCCUAAAAGUGAAGGUCACCAGCCUGCUAUCAAUCUUCCAACUGAACAGCCCCAUGCUCCAAACCUGGCACCAGGUUUGCCCAGUGACAGUGAUGGAAACGCUGACAUUGCCAAGCAGAUCCCUCCAAAUUCCCUCCAGCACUUGAAUUUUGAAGAAAAUGUGGACACCCAGAAGGAGCACAAGGUUGAGCCAGACCAGAUAAAAAUCCCAAAGAGCCGAGUUAGUGACUUGCAGAAGAUUAAGCAAAGCCGGUUCUUUGAUGAGAAUGAAUCCCCUGUGGACCCGCAGCAGGGUUCUAAACUGGCAGAUUAUAAUGGGGAUGAUGGGAACGUGGGUGAGUAUGAGGCAGACAAACAGGCCGAGCUGGCUUACAAUGAGGAAGAGGAUGGUGAUGGUGGAGAAGAAGACGUCCAAGAUGACGAGGAGCGAGACCUGCAGAACGACCUGGGGGACUACAGCAAGUCCCGCCUCAGCGAGGGGGUCCUGUAGGCCCCGGGCACAGAGAGCUCAACCCAGGACCCUGAGGUGCUGCAGAACUGGACCUGUUUUACUCCAGUGUUUCCUGCUUCCAGGGAAGCUGAGGAUCAAGUGCCGAGAGUGCUCAGCAGCAGGAGGAGAGGACCCCCUCUGUACAUAUGUACAUAUUUGUACUGUUGCAGGUUGUAUUAAACCCACAUCUUUGCUGUUACAUGGAGCUGGUUACUCAGCCUGGUCCUUACCUGUAAUAAUCUCUACACUUAAACCCAGUCUAUAAACACAGGCUGAACUGUUUCUGCCACGUGGAACACUCGGAACCCAGAGAACUUGUACAGUUUGUACCUGAUGUAACAAAGCCACUGUGGAAGCCACGUACAGCCAAGAACUCCUUUUCUACAGUCCCACCUGUGUGGCAGAGCUGCUGCUCCCGAGUGCUGGGGCUUGUACAGCAGUGAGAAUGGCAUGUCAGAGGGACUGGGAACUGAAUGGUGCAGUAACUGCUGCUUCCUCACUGCAACCCAGCACCACAUCCCACUGAACUCCUGUGCAGUGACCACAUCUCCUAGCUAGAGCUGCAAAUCUGUAGUAGGACUUGAGUAAUUCGAUACAUCCCAAAAAAGCUGUGCAACUAAUAGCUCGAUUUAAAAGGUGAUAGAAAUAAUUUGCAGCUUGUAGGAAAUCCUUGUGUUAAAGAGGGUAAGUGUGUCAGAGAGACACAUCUCCAGCAGCUGUGUCAGCCCCUGGAUGGAAGGACCAGCCUUAGCCCAGGUAAACACGCUGUGGGGGCUGGUUUGCUGUCCCAGUGUCCAUCCCAGCUCCAGCCACUCCAGUUCAUUUCCAGUUCAAUGCCCUGAUCCUGAGCACCCAGCACAUCCCACGGUUUGGUUUCCUCCAUCAGACCUGUAAGUCAGACCCUUUUCUGUAUUCUGUAUUCACACUCAGAAUUGAUGGGGAUGAUUCCAUUGCUCUGCAGUGGUGGGAAUGAAGGGGAUUGUCCCCCCUGCUCCCCCAGGACACAGGCUGAUGGCCCUGGUGAGGGUGAUUGAACUCAUCCCUGUGCUCUGGUGCUGGGCUGAAGUAAUGGGUCAGGUUUGCUCCUUGGCAGCUCAGUGAACCUCUUAAAUAAAGUUCAAUGCUUGUACAAUUA
This is a messenger RNA of Zonotrichia albicollis (white-throated sparrow), 2125 nucleotides long. The record is from RefSeq and is a predicted model, not a curated record. NCBI's taxonomy places the organism in Eukaryota, Metazoa, Chordata, Aves, Passeriformes, Passerellidae.